AUGACAGAACGCGCGUUUCAUCUCUACUCUCUCAUGCCCCGGGGGCUUGGAGGCUAUCUCGCCCCGUCCCCAACCCCUGGGGACCAUGACAUUCACGAUGUUGGCGCUGCACAGAGCGUAUUACACAUCGCAGAGGGCGUCAGGGCGGAGAGCGGAGCCUCCGAGAGGCCGAGACUCUCGGAAGGUCGCGUGCGCCGAGGCUCCUUCUCUUCGCAUUCCAACGUCCUCCGAUGCUUUCAACGUAGUCUAUUGACUCUGCACGCCUUGCUUGCUUGUGAGAUGGAAGAAGACCCUGUUGUUUCUUUCUCGCAGGCAGAGGAAAAUGAGGAACGAAAUGCUGCUGCGACCGAGAAGCUGGCCGUGGGUAUCCCGAUUUAUUUGUCAUCGAUGUCGCCAACGCAAGGUAAAAUGCGACAGGAGGAGUCUGUGCUCUCACUGCGCCAAAGCUGGGGCACGAUGCUCCUCAGUCGGAGGAUGAGCCUGUUGAGCUAUGAGUCGACCAAGAAAAUCGACGCUAAUCAGCAAGACCGUUACUCGUCUUCGUUCGGACCAACACCAUCUGCUUCCUCGCUCGGCUCUACGCCAAAUCUAGGAUCCCUGCCUUAUAACACCGUCGGCGAUGGUGUGCGUGAAGUGCACGGCAACUCGUCCAAAGCGGAGUACGAGGGAGAAUCGUCGCUGUUCGCUCACGCCGUCUUCGCCAGUCGGUUUCUGCAGAAUGCCGUGGACAACGCGACGAACGCCGAGGUCGCGCACGAGAUGGGAAACAUCCUGGACAGCCUCCGGGCUGCCGUUCAGUCUGGGAAACAACAUUCUGAUACGCUCGGUAGCCUGUAUCCUCAUGCUACAGCGAUGCCACCGGGCUCGACGACGCGCAAUCUCCCUUUGCCGCCCACCGACAAGGUGUUCAUGUGCUUGCGGAUGGCCAAGGAAUGUCCGCAGGUGGCUACGCUCUGGUUAGGCGAUUUUAUCAGGCCCGCCCAAUUUAACGACUACUUUAUCAAAGUCGCAUCGCCGGGCCCGGCGAUUGAAGCCGACUUGAUUAUCGUCCAUUGCGGUCUGUUCUGGCUGUUUUGCGAAUGCUCUAAAGCCGUCUUGGACGAGGAAACGAAGCAAGAUUAUAACGCGCAGGCGUUUCAUUGUGAGGCAAACCUCCAGGCGGUCCUUGCCAACCUUCGCUUUCAUCAGCCAACAAAUAUGGACUUUGCAUAUGCGAUGGGCAUGGCGGCGUUAUAUUGCCUUCAGAAGAGCAAGCCAUCUGCCGCGUGGAAUUUCAUCAAUUCAGCCUCACAUAUAAUACAGGCUCUUGGAUUGCAACACAACCUGCCUGCAGGCAUAGAAGGAGCGGAAGAAAAGGCCCAGAAGAAGAACCUGUUCUGGACGAUAUACAUGACCGAGAAAAUGCUGUCGCUCCGCCUAGGUCGUUCAUCGUCCUUUCGAGAUCAGGACAUUACCUUGACCCGUUCUGGUAUGCAGCGUCCCGGCAGCACCUUCUUGGCUGAGUUGGCACCUGGAUGGAUCAAUAUGGCGAGUAUCCAAGGCCGGAUAUAUGAGGAGAUCUAUAGCCCAGGGGCCCUCAUGCAGCAGCCGUACAUCCGGACAUCCCGUGCCCAGGCUCUUGCGGCAGAGUUGAAAACUGUCAUGCAGCAUGCGCAAGACAUACAUGACCAUUAUACCGUAAAUAAAGGACAAGUACUAGGGCUGGAUUACCACGAAAUAGCCAGAUUGUCUGACCGAGUCAUCGGCCUUUCCAUGCUGACGCUCAUCUACCGGAGCAUUGCGCCAGAGAAACCCUCCACAUCGGGAUUUUGUCACGAGUGCAUCGACACCGCUAGAGAAACGCUCCGAGAACAUGACCGAUGCGUUGCCGUCAUCACCAAAGCGCAAGGGAAUACCGUGUUCCUGGAAGCAUAUAUAAACUGGACCAUCAUCCAGUCCCCCUUCAUCCCUUUUAUCAUUCUUUUCUGCCAUAUCAUCGAGACCUGUGAGGCCUCGGAUCUGGAACACAUGAUCGGUCUCGUGCAGACGCUGGAGUCGACAUCGAGCUCGAGCGCAUAUCGCACGUGUAGCAGGCAACGGGAUCUCUUUAGGGCGUUAUACGACGUCGCGGCCAAGUACGUCGAGGUUAAAUCGUGCGCGCACGGUGCGCAAGCCGGAAUGUCGUGGUCGAUGGAGAGUCUCGGGUUCGGGGAAAUGGACUCUGCGGGGAUUGUGGGACACUCGGGGACGACGAAUACCGCGGAUGCUCCUCCAAGUCAUUCGCCGUCGCAAGUUGAGGUGAAUAGGGAUGUGGAUGGGCUGGUUGGGCCUUGGGCGUUGCAGAACCUGGUAGGUGGGGAUGGGGACCUGGAGAUGGAUCUCUCGGGGGUUCAACUUUGGGAUUGGUUCAAUAAGAACCAGUCUAUUAUGAGGAUGCUUGAGGAUACAUAG
Molecule: messenger RNA, 2430 nt
Organism: Aspergillus affinis
Lineage: Eukaryota; Fungi; Ascomycota; Eurotiomycetes; Eurotiales; Aspergillaceae
Product: fungal specific transcription factor domain-containing protein
Exons: 6
Coding region: 1-2430 (809 amino acids)
Biological process (GO): DNA-templated transcription
Molecular function (GO): zinc ion binding; DNA binding
Source: RefSeq, a predicted model, not a curated record